AUGAACGAAGGCCUUCAAGAGCGUUUCGGCCGCUCGCGAACCGCUGUUCGCCACGAAGGCGACACGGCCAAGGUUUGCUUUCUGCCGCCGAAACUGAACCCAAAAGUUCGCGAGUACUUUGAGCCCGGCGAAGUCGAAGGCGGCGCCUGGCUCUCCAAGCCUGAGAUCCCGACAUCAGCGGAAGUGCUUGAUCUCGACACUGUCAGCGCAAGCGCUUCUGACGUGAUUGAGCUGGAGCCCAACAGACCACAUGGCCCUUGGCAGUCUAAGGAGCAGUACUUGAGCACUCUCUACGAGCUGUACCGCGAAGAUGCCCUCCGCGGCCUUCGCGAAGCAGUCUCAAUGACUCGCCACACUCCACAUGCCGCUGAAGACGCAUUCAAUGGCAAAGUCGGCAUCUAUACCAAGGUUCACAUCUGCGGCGCGACUUUGUCUACACGUGGCUUCGCCGUCCGCGUCACUUUCAGUCUCCUCCGCGCUGGCAAGAAAGUCCUGUGGGAACAGUCAAAGCGCCUCAUCGCCGGCAGCUUGGUCGUUCUUACACCAAUGAAUAACAAGUUCGUGUCUCGCGCUAUUGUCGCCACUGUUGCCGCUCGACCACUGGAGGGACUUCAGCAGAAUCCACCCGAGCUUGAUCUCGCCUUUGCCCGUCCCGAGGAGUUAGAGCUGGAUCCUGCUACGGAAUAUCUUAUGGUAGAGGACCGUAGCGGACUUUUCGAAGCUAAUCGGCACACCUUGCUUGGCCUUCAGCGCAUGAUGCGCGAGGUUUUCCCCUUGUCAGAGCACCUCGUUAGUGUACAGCCUCGCAUUUCAGCGCCUGAGUAUGUCAAAGCACAGCCGAAGCGAGAUCUAAGCUCUGUCCUAGUCAACAACUCUAACGAGAGCUUCGAGAACAACAACUCUAACGAGAGCUUCGAGAAUGUUGACAUUGUCAAGCACUGGCCUUCUAAGCCUAACAGUGCUCUGGAUGCCUCUCAACUGGAAGCGCUUCGACGUAUUCUGACGAAGCGGCUUGCCAUUAUUCAAGGCCCACCCGGAACUGGCAAGACCCAUGUCUCUGUACAAGCUAUCAAAGUAAUGCUCGAGAACUGGAACAAGGGCGAUCCACCAAUAAUCAUCGCUUGUCAGACUAACCACGCUAUCGACCAGUUUUUACGUCACAUCGCUGUAUUCGAGGAAGAAUUUGCACGUCUCGGUGGUCGCAGCAAGGACAAGGAUGUCGUCAAGAAGCGGACUCUCUACGCCCUCCGCAUAGCAACUUCAGAGAAUCCUCCUUCUGGCUGCCUCUCAGGUUGGGCUAAGAAGAGAAUGGUGGACUUGCAGAAGGAGAUUAGCGUGAUGCUCUCUCCGCUCCAGCCUGCCGAAAAGCCGAUGGACUUCUGUACACUUCGAGAAUUCAAGAUCCUCACCAAGAAGCAGGCGGACUCUCUUGAAUCUGGUGCAUCAAGAUGGGUGCAAGACAAGAGGACCAACCCAAAUCAAGCUCGGUCGCCGUUCACUAUUUGGCUCGCCGACAAACUCAGACCUGUUCCUAUUAAGCAACCACCAGAAGAGUUUGGCUUUGACUUUGAGGAGGCGGAUCUGGAAUUCGAACAGCUGAAAGAGUUGGAAGCCGAGAACGCUGCCAAAGACGACGAGGACUUUGAGACUCUCCGAGGUCCGUACCUGCCUCUUGCCGAUAACUUUACCUGCCACCCGACACCAGGCAUGGACUCGAAAGCAAAGGACUUUCUCAAAGAGCAAGACAUGUGGAAGAUCCCAGAAGCUAGCAGGCCUUCAGUGUACCGCUAUCUGCAAGCUGAGAUGAAGCGAUGCAUCACGGCUGCGGUGCGGGAGAAGGUCAAGAAGUUCGACGAGGAGGCUAAGAAGCGCAAGAUCGGCAUGUGGGAGGUCGACGAGAACAUCCUCAAGAAGCAAAAGAUCAUCGGCAUGACCACCACAGGUCUCAGCAAGUACCGCGGCCUCAUUUCCGCGCUGCAGCCUCGUGUCGUUCUCAUCGAGGAAGCGGCCGAGACGCUCGAAGCUCCGGUCACUGUAGGAUGCAUGCCUUCCGUCCAGCACCUGAUCCUCGUCGGCGACCACAAGCAGCUUCGACCACACACUCAUGUGCCGUCUCACGAAAAUGAGCCAUUCUUCCUCAACGUCUCGCUUUUUGAGAGGAUGGUCAACAACGGCGUCGAGUUCAGCACGCUCACCAAGCAGCGUCGCAUGAUUCCGGAGAUCCGUCGAAUCCUCCACCCUAUCUAUGCCAACCUCAUCAAAGACCACUCGUCUGUCGCAGACCGGGAUCAUCGACCGGAUGUGCCUGGCAUGGGUGGAGUCAACUCCUGGUGGUUCACGCACCAGUGGGCUGAGCAGCGAGAUGAUUCCAUGUCCUGCUACAACCCCAUGGAAUCCGGCAUGAUCGUUGGCUUUGUGGAAUACCUUGUCUACAACGGCAUGGAGACCGAAGACAUUACUGUUCUCACCUUCUACAAUGGACAGCGGAAGCGUAUCCUGUCCGAGCUCCGCCAACGCCAAUCAUUGGGAGGCCGCAUCUUCAACGUUGCCACUGUCGACUCAUACCAAGGUGAAGAGAACAAGGUCGUCAUCCUGAGUCUUGCACGCUCAAACGACAGCAAGCAGAUUGGUUUUCUGGGCGUCGACAACCGUGUGUGCGUGGCUCUCUCUCGCGCUCAAUGCGGCUUCUACAUCUUCGGCAAUGGCAAGCUACUCGUGCGCAAGCUGGUUCUUCCUGCCAAGCCCAAGACCUGGACGCAAGUCAUCACCAUCAUGGCUGGUUCUGGUGAGCCUUCUGAGGUGCCGCGACUUGAAGCUGCACGCUUCGAUCAGAAGAUUACAGUGCGCUGCCACAAGCACAACAAAGCGACCGAUAUCAAAGAGCCUGAGGAUUGGGAGAAGUUCGUGGGUGGAUGCGAUGUUCCUUGCGGCGAGCUUCUGUCCUGCGGUCACCCUUGCCCAGUCACUUGCCACCCCUUCUCCCACGACCACGUCUCUUGCGACACUUGUCGGACUCCCAAGCCGACCGCCACGGAGUUCCCUUUGGCUCUCAAGGAUAUCUCCAAUGGUCAAGACGUUGGUGAGCCGGGCACUCCUUCUCGCGGCUCCGUGUCUGACGCCCACUCUUGGAACUCUUUUGCUUCGAGCGAGGAGGAGCGCAUCAAGAAGGCCAAAGCUGCCUACAAGUCCAAGUCCACGACUCAUCGCACAGGCUCAGAGUCAGACGGUGAACUGCUUGAUUUGGGUGAUGCGACCAGCAAGCUCACCUUCGGUCGGGAGGGUGCGAGCUAUGAGCACUCGAUGAAAGAGAAGGAUGCUGGCAAUGGUCGCACGAAGUGGAAGUGCCAGUAUGGUUCUGGACAGUCUCCGGCGAAGUCUCAGGAGGACUGGUCAGCUCGGGAGAGCCUUCUUAACUAG
This is a messenger RNA of Pseudocercospora fijiensis CIRAD86, 3417 nucleotides long. RefSeq lists its product as uncharacterized. Gene Ontology annotation, biological process: regulatory ncRNA-mediated heterochromatin formation. Gene Ontology annotation, molecular function: helicase activity. Lineage: Eukaryota; Fungi; Ascomycota; Dothideomycetes; Mycosphaerellales; Mycosphaerellaceae. The record is from RefSeq and is a predicted model, not a curated record. Gene Ontology annotation, cellular component: nuclear RNA-directed RNA polymerase complex. The transcript is spliced from 3 exons. The coding region runs from base 1 to 3417 and encodes 1138 amino acids.